GGCAGCCCCAUGCAGGCCAUGAAGCGCCAGACCAUCCAGGCUGCUGGCCGCAACGCCUUCCAGGCUCAGCGCCGUGCCUACUCUUCCGAGAUCGCCCAGGCCAUGGUUGAGGUCUCCAAGAACUUGGGUAUGGGUUCUUCUGCCAUCGGUCUGACCGGUGCUGGUGUUGGUAUCGGUGUUGUUUUCGCUGCCCUCAUCAACGGUGUUGCCCGCAACCCCGCUCUCCGUGGCCAGCUCUUCUCCUACGCCAUUCUGGGUUUCGCUUUCGUCGAGGCUAUCGCUCUUUUCGACCUCAUGAUUGCCCUGAUGGCCAAGUUCGUAAGCAUUUCCGAGAUUUCGUGAGCCAUUUAAUGGAAUCCAAUCUAACCGACCAUUGCGCAGACCUAAAUUGCCUAUCGAGAGAUUGGAACAGCUCCGGCCAGUGGAUGGAGCAACUAAUAAAAGGGGACGACGUUGGACCGUCCUCCAUUGGGAGUUUGAUGGUUUGUCAAAUGCAAUUGGGGUGCCAACGUGCACAAUAAAAUAAGGAAGAUGAUGCAUCAUAGACGGUGUUAGAGAUUGGGGAAUUUGGUCAUCGAUGAAAAUGAUGUCCUCUGUCUCAUAGAUUUUGGGUUAAAACCCGUCACGCUCCGUCAUGGAGCCGAUUGUAAAAUAAAAAAAAGCCUCAAUUUUCAUUCCGUCUCUUCAGUAAAAUGAAGGGCUUUGAUCUGUUCAAUCUGA
This is a messenger RNA of Trichoderma asperellum CBS 433.97, 720 nucleotides long. The record is from RefSeq and is a predicted model, not a curated record. NCBI's taxonomy places the organism in Eukaryota, Fungi, Ascomycota, Sordariomycetes, Hypocreales, Hypocreaceae.